CCUCCCGCGGGCCGGGACGCGGCGGCUCCGCAACCGCCGUUGCCGGGACCGGAACCGGGCUGAGAGGCGUAGCGGGUCCGGAGGCGGUGGAACCGAGGUCCCACAGAAGAAAAUGGUGUAAGGCCAGCACACAGCUGCCACUUCCAGUCCCAACCUGCUCAGAGCUCAGGGAGGAGAAGACCAUGGCAGCAUCUCAGGGAGCAGGAAGCAGCUCAGCCGGGCCAUCCGGACUCCCCGGUUCUGCCCCGGGGCCCGGCAGCAAUUCCCCAGCCGUGGCAGUGUGGGAAUGGCAGGAUGAAUUUGGCAGGUGGAGGCCUUACAGAGCCAACGUCUGCAGCUACAUCGAGCAGGUUUUUCAGGCCUCUCAGCAGAAGGGAAGGCAUUCAGGAGCAGGGCUUGUCAGCAGCAUCCCUUUGGGACACGCGGAUCCUGCCCUGGCUCCCUACGUCAUCGACAUUCCAAGCUUCACACAAUUCCGGCAGGAUACAGGGACCAUGCGUGCUGUCCACAGACACCUCUUCCCCAGGGACUCCGCCGCUGGGCAGGGCAUCGUCUGGGAGUGGCAGAACGAUGAAGGGGGGUGGUCCCCAUAUGAGAUGAACGUCUGUGUCUUCCUGGAGGAAGCCCACACCACCUACCACCAACGUGUAGACCUUGGACCUUUGGGUUACAACUACGAAGUUGACUUUUUGGCACAAGUCCAAACCAACAAAGCCACCAAGUUCCGACGCAGCAUCCAGAGGCGGUCGGACGCCCCGUACCCUUUGGUGGUUUCCCCAGCACCUCUUCACCCAGGGGUUUCUUGUUCCUGCCAGCAGUGCUGGCAGACCAGUGGGACUGGUCCCAUCACCACACGUUACCGGCACUCCAUGAUCAACUUCCCAACUUCUUCCACUGCUCCUCAGGUUCCUGCUAGGACGGUGUCAGUAAGUUCUUCCAGCUUCGUGCCCUAUAACAAACCAACUUUGUCUGGAGCAAGGUCGACCCCCAGACUCAACUCACAGAGCACCUGGGCUUUGCCUCAAGCUGGGGGACCCACCCCAGGACUGCCUGCAGCAAAUGGAAUCAGUGCCCCAAACCUGCCCUUCAAGAUGCCUAAAACCAGCAAAGUGACCCAGGCCCUGGCAGGCAUGACGGCUAUUCUGAUGGCAGCCGCCGGACUCCCCGUGCACCUCACCUCUGUGCCUCAAGCUGCCAGCACCCAUAAAGCCACUAAAAAACACAGCUCAGUUAAGGAGGGGAGGAAAGUGUCCAAGAAAGCAACACCAACAGAGCCAGAAGCAGUGCUGAAUAAAUACCUGGAAGAGGUGAAGGGCACUCCUGACAACGAGGACUGUAUGAUCUGCAUGGAGAAGCUGUCCUGCCCCUCAGGUUACAGUGACAUGUACAAGAGCAGCACAGUCAGGGCAGAGUCCAUCAGUCGUCUGACCAAGUGCCAGCAUUCCUUCCACAAGCUCUGUGUGCUGGCCAUGUAUUCCAAUGGGAACAAGGAUGGGAGCUUGCAGUGUCCCUGUUGUAAAACCAUCUAUGGGGAGAAGACAGGUACUCAGCCCAAAGGGAAGAUGGAGGUCUCCACUUCCCCCCAGUCCCUCCCUGGGCACAGGGACUGUGGGACAAUCCAGAUUGUGUAUCACAUCAGCAGUGGCAUCCAGGGUCCUGAGCACCCCAACCCUGGAAUGCCAUACACAGCAAGAGGCUUUCCUCGCUAUUGUUACCUGCCAGACAAUGAGAAGGGCAGAAAGGUUCUGGAGCUCCUGAGGGUGGCCUGGAGGAGACGUUUGAUUUUCACCGUGGGCACCUCCAUCACCACUGGGGAGACCAACACUGUGGUGUGGAAUGAGAUCCACCACAAGACAGAAAAGGACACAAACCUGAGUGGCCAUGGCUACCCUGACCCCAGCUAUCUGGACAAUGUCCUGGCAGAGCUGUCAGCACAAGGUGUCACCGAGGACUGCUUGGGGGGACAAUGAGAGCUGAGGUGGGGCCCACCGAGUGCACUUAACUCCUAUUGCCUUAAGUUCCUGUGUCUGACCCAUCACACU
Calypte anna (Anna's hummingbird) is the source of this 2042-nucleotide messenger RNA. It is a transcript of the gene DTX2, whose product is annotated as deltex E3 ubiquitin ligase 2. The transcript is spliced from 10 exons. NCBI's taxonomy places the organism in Eukaryota, Metazoa, Chordata, Aves, Apodiformes, Trochilidae. Gene Ontology annotation, cellular component: nucleoplasm. Gene Ontology annotation, biological process: Notch signaling pathway; protein ubiquitination. Gene Ontology annotation, molecular function: zinc ion binding; ubiquitin protein ligase activity. The record is from RefSeq and is a predicted model, not a curated record. The coding region runs from base 183 to 1970 and encodes 595 amino acids.